Molecule: messenger RNA, 1212 nt
Organism: Drosophila serrata
Lineage: Eukaryota; Metazoa; Arthropoda; Insecta; Diptera; Drosophilidae
Gene: twit
Product: ly6 homolog twit
Source: RefSeq, a predicted model, not a curated record
AUGCAACAUUGGCACUCUGGCGAAGAAGCCUCGGUCGGCACUGGCCACAGGCACAGUCGUUCCUCGGCCGAGCAACCGUUUGCAUCGCGCGCAGCUCUCGAAGCGAUUUUCGAUUCCGAAUCCCACAACGAACCCUUUUGGCCUCCUCCGAAGGAUACAGCGCAAUCACCACUACCACCAGCCAGGCGCCACUCAGUCGCAGUCCGCAUCUCGCACAAGGAUUCCGAGCGAAAAACAUUCCAAGGCAGCCAUGUCAGCCAUUCCGAUGAAGGCCUCCUAGCCGGUGUAUUCCUCCUGGCCAAUGCCUGGCACAUCACAGCUGUAAAUGAGCAGCAUCAUCAGCGGCAGCAUUUGGAAUGCUGGCAUUGCAGCUCGGACACCAUUGGAUCGGAGGACUUCUGCGAUGUGACUUUCCAGGAGGACAACAUUCCUACGGAUUUGAUCAAGGAGAGGAACAUCAAUCUACUGAGGAGCUGCAACAGCACCAUUCACUCCGAUCACGAGCGGCCUGUGUGCCGCAAAACUGUGGAAGAGUAUAAGGGCAAGCUAAUUACGAAGCGCUUCUGCUACUAUACCAACAAAUCAGAUCCCGUGGAGCUGUGCAACAUCACCAGUCCGGAGAAGAAUGUGCGGCGGAUAUUCUGCGAGGAUUGCCUCACCGAUCGCUGCAACGGAGCUUAUAUGGGUGCCUCACUUAUGGAGUUCGCCCUGCUCCUGCCAUGUUGGCUUUAGUCCAACAGUUGGCCAACUAAGUGGCAUUAGAGCCUCCACUUGGACGCAUCUCUGAAUUGUAUUUUAGUUGGAACGUGAUAUUUUGCCCGGCCCCCUGAGAAAGGGGACUGAGCUGUUGCUGAUUAACGAUUUAUGUUUAGUCCUCGGUUUAACUUAGGUUUAGUUCCGGGCCACUAGUGCCCCCACACUCAUUAAUCUUAAAUUCAGACUUCUAAGUUGGUUUCCGAUUUGCCCUAAAGCUCAAAGCCCUAAAAAGUAAUCCCCUAAAUUCCAAUUAAAAAAAAUCCAGUAGGGCAUUAACUCAGCCCAAAGCACAGUAAAUACUCACUAAUAGUCUAUAUGUACAACAUAAUAUUUUUAUGUAAAGAACACACACAUUCACCUAUAUGUAAAAUGAAUACAGUUGCUGGACAAACUCAAAUCAAGGUACUUAAAGGCACUCGAACAGAUGCACCGAAUAAAGAUUACACAACUGAUUAA